UAGAUUCCAUAAUCUUUUUGUAUUAAUUGUUCUUUGUAUUGUUCAAUAAUUAUAUGUCAUACAUUAUUUUAUUUACAUAUCAAAAUUCAUUUUUACAUUUGUCAUCAUACAUUUCUUGAAUACAAAUUGGUUGUAAAUAAAUCAUCAUACUUGGCGUUGCAGUAACCUAUAUAUAUAGUUAACUUGAGUCAUAGUUGAUCACUCUGAUCCGUCAGUUGCCGAAUAACAUCUAUUAUUCUCCCACGUAUGGUAUGAGAGAUCAUAUUAGUUUUCUUUAAUUGUAACAAGAACGACAAAAAUGUUUUCGAGUGGGCCGAAUUAUACUAAACUAAAGACGCAUUUGCGUCUUGCGAUAAAUCGGUUAAAAUUACUCGAGAAAAAGAAAACUGAACUUGCUCAGAAAGCAAGGAAAGAAAUAGCUGAUUAUAUCGCCGCUGGAAAAAUUGAGAGAGCAAAGAUACGAGUUGAACACAUCAUUAGAGAAGAUUACAUGGUCGAGGCUAUGGAAUUGCUCGAAAUGUAUUGCGAUCUCUUGUUGGCGCGUUUCGGACUCAUUCAACAAAUGAAAAAUUUAGAUGAAGGAUUAGCAGAAGCUAUUUCUACAAUAAUCUGGGCUGCUCCCAGAAUUCAGACCGAUGUUCAAGAAAUUAAAGUAAUUGCUGAUAUCUUAACAUCUAAGUAUGGUAAGCAAUACACAGAUGCUUGUAGAGAGGAAGCGGUACAAACUGUUUCUGAAAAAUUGAAGCACAAAAUGAGUGUACAAUCACCAUCUAAAGUUCUCGUAGAGAAGUAUCUUAUAGAGAUUGCAAAGAAUUAUAAUGUUGAAUAUGAGCCAGAUCCACAGGUAAUGUCAGAAGGCCAAGAUGCUCUUCUGAUUGAUGUUGGAGGUGAAACUAGAAAUAAUUUAGAUACAGCUUCUGGCGGUGGUAUGCCACAACCAGUUGGGUUUAUUGGAUUUCCCCAACCUCCACUGCUACCUAAUCCUACAUCAAACUUAAUUAAUUCAGAAAAAGGACCUAUAGGAUUUGUAUCUCCAUCAGUACCUAUAGAAAAUAAAGAUCAAAAUGUUCCUUAUAAUCCAACUAAUGUUUCUUAUAAUAUUCCUUGGGAUAACUCUAACAGCAAUAAACCUGAAAAUGAUUUGCCUCCACCCUAUGGAUCAUUUCCACCUGACUUAAACAAACAGUCUGAGCAGAAACCGAAACCACAACCACGAUCAAAAAUGCCGAUGAAUGAUUUUCAGCUUCCAGAUCUACCAGCUGUGCCGACCGAGACUGAUUUACCACCAAACAAUCCAUCUACCAGCGAAGAUAUUGAUUUCGAUGAUUUAAUGAAACGAUUUGAAGAUUUAAAGAAAAGAAAAUAGCUUUUUAGGCUUGUAAACGUAUACUGGGUAUAAUAUGUAUCUUGCAAUACAAAAACUGUAGGUAAUGAAAAUGAAAAAUGUUA
Osmia lignaria (orchard mason bee) is the source of this 1449-nucleotide messenger RNA. It is a transcript of the gene Ist1, whose product is annotated as increased sodium tolerance 1-like protein. Gene Ontology annotation, biological process: protein transport. The record is from RefSeq and is a predicted model, not a curated record. Lineage: Eukaryota; Metazoa; Arthropoda; Insecta; Hymenoptera; Megachilidae.